Messenger RNA from Marchantia polymorpha subsp. ruderalis, 2076 nucleotides. The record is from the annotation of a GenBank genome assembly. NCBI's taxonomy places the organism in Eukaryota, Viridiplantae, Streptophyta, Marchantiopsida, Marchantiales, Marchantiaceae.
UUCCGUACGCUCACCCCGCCUUCGCACGCGACGACGACCGGCGGCCCGGUGUCUGACGAACGUCUGACGGGUCCGAGAGUCCGAGCCGAGGCACGGAGACCUCGAGCCUGGAGAGCGAGAGCGAGCGAGGCCGAGGGACUUCGAGAAUAUUUACAAUGCGCUUCGGGCAAAUUUCCCUCGUCUGAUAGAAAGGCGAGGGAAGGAGAGGAGAGGAGAGACGAGACGAGACGAGAGGAGAGGGCAGGGGCAGACAUCGAGUCUUGCUUCGGCGCUGGAAAUUGGUUGUUUGGCGUGUUUCGGUGCAGGAAAGAUUAAUGUUUGAGUGCAGCGUGCGUGCGUGAGGAGCAGCAGAAGAUAGUUCGUUAGGCCUGUGCACCUUUCGUGUUCUUUGGAAUGGACGGAUGCACGAGUCGCGUGUGAGGGACCGACAGAAUGCACUCAGGAAUAUAUUUUCUUGGUUGUUGUAGCAGCUCGUCGCUCUCGUGAAGAUGGUAGUCGCAAUGUCUUCGAUUCGGCAUUGCUGCAGCAGCUUAUGGAGGAGGAAGGCGAUUAUUUGGACGCCCCAUCGUUCAUUCGUGGCUGCAGGAAAGCAGGGGAACAAAUUACAGAGUUCUUUGAGUGCAUGGAAUUCGACACGAUCGUUCUCCGCAACUGUCAACACUUUUGCUAAGAACUUCCCUGAGAGGGUAAGCGGGACGAGGAGGGAAGGGAUGGUGGAUAAGAUGCUGCAUCGGACCAGCUUCUCGCUGAAAUCCGACCUCGGUGUGACGGUCGCCGAUGGCUCCGAUGAUGCUUUUGUCCUGGUGGUACUAAAUUACAACGUACCCAAGUUCGUACCCGUUCUUUGGAACCAAGCCCGGUUGCGCAUUUGUGCUGACGGUGGAGCCAAUCGAAUAUAUGACGAAAUACCAGCAUUGCUCCCUGAAGAAGAUGCAGAUAGCGUGCGUGAAAGGUACAAGCCUGAUGUGAUAAAGGGAGAUUUGGAUUCCAUACGACCGGCUGUACGGGAUUUUUAUUUGAGCUUGGGCACAGUGGUUAUCGAUGAGUCGGAGGAUCAAGAUACAACAGACUUUGAGAAGUGUAUAGCUUAUAUCAAAGACGUCGAUUCCAACACAGCCCCUCGUAAGGUCGUCGUUGUAGGAGCUCUUGGAGGGCGAUUUGACCACGUGCUUGCACACAUCAAUGUGCUGUAUAAGUAUCCCAGGCUCCGCAUAACUCUUCUAAGCGACGACAGUUUGUUGUACCUUCUUCCCCAAGGCUUUUCACACGAGAUUCGGAUAAACUGUGCUGUGGAGGGUCCUCACUGUGGAUUAAUCCCGUUCGGUACAUCAUCUGAAAGCACUACCACCACCGGACUUCGUUGGAACUUAAAUGAAAGUGGAAUGGCAUUUGGAUCUCUGAUCAGCACCUCAAACCUUUUGGAUGACGAUGUGGUCACUGUGGUGUCAGAUAGUCCUCUUAUAUGGACGAUAGCCAUACGACAGUCUGGAGAGGAUAUUUGUCCAACAUAAUUAUCAAUCAUUAUCUGAAGCGUUUAGAUGUUGAAUGGUUUGUAGAGUCUUCCAGAGUAACUAGAUCGUAUCAGAUUUGAGUCGCGCAGAAUGACUGAGUUCCAACAAAUACAGGGAUCUUGUUUCAGAUUAUGGCAGCCAUGAAGGUGUUAGUGUAGGAGAUAGGAAAUAGUGAGCAACCUCAGUUGUAACACCAGCAUUCAUCAAUUCUUUGCUCACUUUUGUAGAUCUGUUAUUAUCCACAUCUCGCUGUCUGAAAUGGACGCCAUGAUUUUUAUUGAUUUCCAUGCAGCUGGUUAGCAGAAUCAGGAAUUGCAUUUGAGGAGUGUGUCUCAAAUAUAGGUGAAAGGUUAGAGUUGUGACUUUAAUUCUCGUUCUCAUCUCUCCUGGAUGAUUUUUAUAGUAAAGAUCUCAGGUUGAUGUAGACUGAAAUUUCACUUGCGUGAUUGGAGGUUUGCCAUAAUAGAUACGGAUAACAAUUGGUUAUUAAGACAUGAUAGACAGCGGAGUAUCUCCGGGUGAAGUAUUGUACAGCCGGAUUGAUUGAAGCGGGUAUGAGUAGCAA